Messenger RNA from Penicillium expansum, 849 nucleotides. RefSeq lists its product as uncharacterized. The coding region runs from base 1 to 849 and encodes 282 amino acids. The transcript has 4 exons. The record is from RefSeq and is a predicted model, not a curated record. Lineage: Eukaryota; Fungi; Ascomycota; Eurotiomycetes; Eurotiales; Aspergillaceae.
AUGAUGACAAGACGUAGUUCAUCAAGAGAUUGGUACUGCAAACACAAGUAUGACCGCGAGGGCGGCCUGGAUGGAUACCAUUAUGUCCAUUUGGAUGGCCGGUACUUUUCCCAAAACCCGGAUGGAAGUAAAGAGACCAUAAAUCCCAUAUUGAAGGAAGCCUUCUACACUCCACCAGGAAGCAAUCACCAGAUAGAGUGUUCAGAUGAAGUGGAUUGGGAAGAAUUGAAUGAAAUACCCGACCUUUGCAUCGCAAGGGCCUCUGUAACUCACGAGGCUGUGGCAAAAUUCAUACAGGAAAUGAAGAGCCGAGCAGACAGGACCAUUCAAAUCGAUCGCACUAAGAACAGAAAGAUCUGUGCAAGGAUGCUAAAAGGAAAGGAAACUGCAGAUAUGGAGACCGAUGACGAGGCCGAAGAGACUGAGACUGAGACCGAGGAAGUGUCGGAUGAAGAGGGGGCCACCAAAAAGCAGAAGGAGAACCAGCAAAGGAACGAUUGCGAGGAAGAUCACACGCCGCAGGAGACAGUGGCGCACAGAAAGACAUUAACACCCGAGGACCAGAUGCUAAGGGCUGUGACGCCAAUUUCCGCUUUGACAUCGGCCCAUGAGUCAACCGAUGAGCACACGAAUUUAGGAGAGGCUGACGGUACAUCUUCUCAAAAGCGGAAGGCCAUUGAAAUGGAUGACGGCGAGGACGAGACGAUGAGGACCCCAGCUGCAAAGAGGCCGAACACUCAUAGGAGACGCGAGCCUGAGCUUACCGCUGCCCAAAGGCAGGAGCAGAAACAAAUCGCCAAUAGGAGGAAGCGAGAGCGCGCGAAGACGAGAAAGGCGUUGGCGAGAUAG